Dermochelys coriacea (leatherback sea turtle) is the source of this 1095-nucleotide messenger RNA. It is a transcript of the gene UCN3, whose product is annotated as urocortin 3. The coding region runs from base 631 to 1095 and encodes 154 amino acids. The transcript is spliced from 2 exons. The record is from RefSeq and is a predicted model, not a curated record. Gene Ontology annotation, biological process: cellular response to nutrient levels; digestion; hormone-mediated signaling pathway. Lineage: Eukaryota; Metazoa; Chordata; Testudines; Dermochelyidae. Gene Ontology annotation, molecular function: hormone activity; corticotropin-releasing hormone receptor 2 binding. Gene Ontology annotation, cellular component: extracellular region.
UGCCCUGAAUGUCUGCAAAUACACAGAAGAGACAAAGGGCCAGUUUUGUAAAGGUAUAAAGACUCAAAUAGGAGCCGAGGUGCUUUUAAAAAUCCCACUAGGUGCCUAUCUUCAUCGUUAGGGGCCUAAAUACCUCUAAAAAUCUGGCCCAAAGUGCUAAGUGUUAGUGCAAUGUCUCUUGAUUCCAAGCAGGAGAGUUCUAGCAAAGCAUAUGUGUGUCUGUGUGUACUCUGUAUGGUCCUGGAGUUUGCAACAGCUCCUCUUCUUGGUGUGACUCUUAAUGGCCAGCUUUUUUUUUUUCUUCUGAAUGGGAAGGGACAUCUCAGCCCCGUGACGUUGCCAGCUCCUUCUGAUUUCAUUUUAAUGAAAUCAUGUCCAAAUGAAGGCUCCGCGGCUGGAGUUACGAUUCAGACCCCGUGAUCACUCAUUUUUAUAUAUACACAAGGGAGGGGGGGGAAGCGUUUCCAUAGAGAGAAAAAAUAUCGCAGCCCUCUUAAUAACAAUAAAAGAAAAGGCAGGAUACAGAAGUUCGGGCUAAUGUUCCUGAUAUAUUUCUCCUUACUCUGAGACGGCGGCUUGCAACAGUGAGCGCUCUCCCUCCUGAGCACAGCAUACUUACAGGGGGGAACCAUGUCGCCCACCCGACUCCUGCUGCUGCUCCUGAUCGUGUGCGCCGCGCGGACGGGCCUGUCCCUCAAGCUGUACAAAGCCGAGUCCCGCUUUCGCUGCCUCAACGCCGCCCUCUCGGAGGCCGAGAAGAGCCGCCCGGAGGAGAGCGCCCUCCUGGACAAGAGGAGUUUCGACUCCCUGCCCGGGAAGGAGGCUCCCUUUCAGCAGGAGGAAGAGGAGGAGGUGGGAAAGGAGAAACGGACGUUCGCAGGGGACGCCCGUUACAAAUACCUCUCGCAGGCGCAGCUCAAGGGGAAGAUGUACCAGAACCGGGCCAAGACCGACCGGCGCACCAAAUUCACCCUCUCCCUCGACGUGCCCACCAACAUCAUGAACAUCCUCUUCGACAUCGCCAAGGCCAAGAACUUGCGGGCAAAGGCCGCCGCCAACGCCCACUUGCUGGCUCAGAUCGGGCGGCGGAAGUGA